AUGGGUGACGACAGUAUUGGCCAUAUGUUCUCUGUUAUCAUUGAUAACGGCAUCGAAUCGAGUGGGACUGAAUUCGAGAAAUACCGUUCCAGCACCUUAUGUCUUUCCGGCAACGGACCAGUGGUAAGAGCUGUUUUUCCUACUGGAAAUGAUGAUGAAGACAUUGACCAAAGCAAUAGGGAUGGCAAUGAUGGACCUUGGUCUACCUUUGCUUUACAGAUAGGGACCCCUCCACAGACGAUCAAAGUUCAGAUCUCGACUUCGGCGAGCCAACUGUUCGCCGUAACUCCCGAAGGCUGUACAUCCGGAGAUUCUCUUGACUGUAAAAAGUUGAGGGGAGAGUUCUUCAACUACAACGAGUCGUCUACCUACUCCCCGAAUCUCGUCAACAGAUCGAGUAGCAUAUAUGGUUUGGGUCUCGAGUCAAGUCUUGGAUACACCGGUCGGGGCAGAUUUGGGUUCGAUGAUAUUACAUUAGGUUGGCAAGGAGGUGGGGGUCCUGUGAUCAGAAAUCACACUGUAGCAGGAAUAGCCACCAAGGAAUUUUUUAUGGGAUUGCUGGGCCUUACCCCUCGGGCAACAAACUUUACAAAUUACAACAACCCAUUUCCUAGUAUUAUGCAGAGCCUCCGGAAUCAAACGUUGAUACCAAGUUCUAGUUGGGGCUACACAGCAGGGAAUCAGUAUCGGCUGAACAAGGUGUCGGGGAGCUUAACAUUGGGCGGAUACGACAGUUCCAAAUUUAUACCGAAUAACGUUUCAUUCCCUAUUAGUGGCGGUGACGAGCUCGUUCUCCAGCUCCAAAGAAUUACAACUAAUAACAGUGUAUCCUUACUCUCGAACUCGAUAAUGACGACUCUUGACUCGACAGUUCCGCACAUCUGGUUACCGAACUCAACAUGUGAACUAUUCGAAAGUGCAUUUGGACUUGUGUGGAAUGAAACUUUAAAUCUAUAUUUAUUAAAUGAUACGCAGCACAGAGCACUAGAGACGCAAAAUCCGACCAUAACUUUUACGGUUAGCCCUGUCGGAUCGGAUUCUACAGUGGAUAUCUCGUUACCAUAUUCCACCUUUGAUCUCAUCUCUUCCGCCCCGAUUACUCCGAUAGCAACUCGAUAUUUCCCGCUCAGACGCGCAAACAACGAGUCACAGUACCUGAUUGGGCGAACCUUUUUCCAAGAAGCAUAUAUCAUUGCUGACUUCGAGCGAAAAAACUUUUCUGUAUCGCAAUGCAAUUGGACUCCAAAUCAAGUUCAAAAAAUUGUCACCAUUUUGCCUCCGUCAGAUACGACAGGAACGACAUCAGAAGGUGGCAAGAUCUCAAAGAGUGUUAUAUCUGGCAUAGCCGCUGGCGGAGCUGCCCUAAUCAUCAUUUCUUGUAUUUUACUAGAGUUUUACUAUCUCAAACCGCGAAGAAAACAGAAAGCGAUUGCCGAAUUAGAGGCCAGUGGCACAAUAAAUCCAACAAACGACCCAGAUGUCAUCAAACCCGAGCUCUACGGCUCGACUAUCAGCCCUACGGAUCCGAAAUUUGAAGUAGACGCCAAGAAGUAUGAUCCGCCAGUUGAAAUAGGUGGACACAACCCGAUUUUCGAGAUGCCCGCUCGAGAAGAAGUCGCGAUUGAAAUGUCAAACAACGUCAAUCGUCAAUUUUCCGCACGAGGGUACAGAAAGAAUAAGAAGAAGGCUAGAAAUGAAAGUGUUUCUGAUAUCGUCAGUCCUGAAUCUCCGGUAGUUGGGUGGAGCCAACUUAGGAGAACGAUGACUCCGGCUAUCAGUCCUGCGACGGAUUUCAUUGGUACUGAUACGGCGACGGAAACAAAUCUUUCGUGGGCAAGCUCGCCAGAACCAACGUUUUCGACACCUUUGAUGGGGAGUUUGACGCCUUUGCCACCUGGAACGCCGUCGUUGGCGGUCCCAACGACCACGGGCAGUCUCACCAUGAGCUUCGGAUUCUCGAUCGGUGAUGGCGUAAUGCUCACCAAACUAGUUUGGCAAACAGUCGAAGGGACUCGAAAGGCUUGUGGCGAAUACAGCGAAAUGACGAGAGAGGCUCGUUCCCUUGGUCAAGUCUUCGAAAGACUUCGCGGCGAGAUCGCCUCGCCAGAAUCUGCACUUCAUCGGGCAAAGGACGAGAGGAAGCGCGAGCUUAGCAAGAUCCUGCGAAGAGCCCAAAGAUUGCUGGAAGAUAUCGAAGAUGCUAUCGUGAAAUAUAAUGGGUUGAGUACAGAGGGGGGAGGUGCCGGGAAGCUGAUGCAGAAGAUUCGGUUCGGAAAUGGCAAGGCAAGAGAUUUGGAUAGUGUUAGGCUCAAGAUGGCCACUUAUACCGCUUCAAUCACGAUAAAUCUCAACUUACUUUCCUCGGAAGGUCAAGGCAGGAUUGAAAAUCAAGUUGAAUCACUUGGAGGUGAUCUUCGUGGCAUCCGCGAAUCGGUUAACUAUAUAACUGCCAAGCUCUCUGCGAGAACUGAAGAAGGCAGUGUCUGGACAAGCUACGCCGAUGACGAUAAGAUGUUCUGGAGACGUCUUCGCCGGGGUCUCUAUCAGGAAGGCUAUACCGACCGAGAAUUAAGGAAGCAUGAGAAGUUGAUCAUGGCUUAUAUCAAUGAGCUGGGUGAGCGAGGUAUGUUGGAUGCAGAAGCUAGUGAACCGCAAGAGAAGUCGUUGUCCUCAUCCGACAGUGAUUCGGUCUCAAGUGAAUCGCUUGAGAAAAAGAGAGAAGAAUCAAACAUUGUCGAAGAUCUCACCGAUAGUAGUGUAUUGAAAGCAGACCUUACUGAAUCUGAGAGUGAGCUUCCUUCUACUUCUAAAAGCCACCCUUCGUCACGUCGAGUUCAUGUGGAAGAUGUUGCGAAAGGAAAUUCCACUUCUGUCGAGUCCAAUCCGGAGACAACAGUUUCCGAAGCUAAGUCACUGCAACAGCAAACUAGUCGUCGACUACACAGUCCCUUACCAAGUUCAACUCCAAAGAUCUCGCAGGAAAACUCCACAGAAACGCAACGUCAUCACGUCGUGGAUGAAAAGAUUCAGCGUGACGAAAGCGGCCCUCAAAACCAUAACUUGAACUCGGCAAGAACAGGUCGAGCGGAUACUCCCGGCCCAGGUCAUUCGAUAUCCGUCAAUUUACCUGCAAAGUCUGUUAGUAUACCAGAAAGAGAUAAAAGUGCUAUGAUUUCUUCUCUGAAACCCGGUCCGUCCAGCAAAAGAGAAGGGAAGAAAAGAUCAUCUGGACAACGCAGAUCAAAUCGUCGAACUACGACAAACAAAACGGAGUCAGAAAAGUCGAAAACAGGCAGCACUUCAUCUCAACCUUUCGGUUCAUCCAGCCAUGCAGCUGAUGAAAUUAUACCUCUUGAGAGAGAGAGAAGAGUCUAUAGUUUGCAAGGUUCAGCAAGACAAGGAGAGAAGGUUGGAGAGUCUAGUACGAUUAACAAACCACCGCAGACAUCCUCGCCAGUUGCAAGCAAAAAAGCUUCCCCAACUUCGUCGCCUUCUCCACCACUUCCAGGAAGCCAAGUCGCCUGCUUGCGUGGUUACUUAAACCCUCUACAGGAGCUUACUAUGGCUGAAAGUUACUUAAACUCCAUCAAAUUAUUUGGUUGUAAUAGUUUAGUUCCGUUGAGCGAGAUGAUGGCAGAAGCACAUUAUACUUCGUGCUUCUCGUGCGCAUCUCAGCCAAAGACUGGCGCCAAACGAGAACAUCCGGUUCACUAUAACGUACAUCCGUGGGAGACAACACAAUUGGUGCUCAGUCAUGAAGGCAGUUACUUCGAAGAUUCGAAGCUCACCCUCUGGCUUCAUGCGACUAUGUGCAGAUCGUAUGGCUCAAUAUCGCCUUGGGCUAACGUGACGAGAAGACUUGUUUAUGCAUCGCAUGUGCUUCAAAUCACCAUCGGGAAGCUCAAUUGCAAACCAGACCCGGACUUGUCGUCUACAGACUGUCUCAUCAAUCAAAGCUAUUGGAAUAUAUACUUGACCUACUGUGUGGAAUUAAGGGAUGAACUUUACGAAUGUGCAUUGAAGGAAGAUAACAGUAUCAACCAGACCGUGGCACACUCAUCUGAAGGAUCCAAUGGAAUUGAUACUUUCUGUCUUUACCUUGCGAAAGGUGUAGCCGAAUCUAAGUCCGUGAAUUAUACUAUGGAUGUGGGUGUUACAGUUUACCAGAUGUUGAAUUUGAUAUUCGAGAUAGAUUGUGUGUUUGGGUGGGACUGUUUCGCCAUGUCAGGAGAAUUAAUCAAUCAGAUUUUUCUUUCAUCUUAUCAUUCUCUAACGAGAUCUCGGUUUCUACAGAGUCCAGAAUUCCAACGAUGGUUGUGUUCAACGAAAGCCGCACGUUACGCACGACAACCCCCGAAUCUGAUGUCAAAAGCAUCCACGGCAGAGCGAAUGGAAUACGAAUCAUUUCAAUCCCAGACUGCGAGCAGCUUUAGUCAGUCGACAGCUUACUCAGGCGGCGACUCAUAUCCUCCUCCUUCACCUGGGGCUCAAAGAUAUCAGAAGUUUGAUCUUUCCAAGGAAACUCUCCGCUGGGCAAAUAAUGAAAGUCAUGAAAGCCUUGAAGCUCGAGCAAAAACGAUUGAGGCAUGGGAUACUCUGAGAGGUAAAGGGUACAACAACACCUCGUCUGCCUUCCGUCGUUAG
This is a messenger RNA of Glarea lozoyensis ATCC 20868, 4644 nucleotides long. RefSeq names its product Acid protease. Gene Ontology annotation, molecular function: aspartic-type endopeptidase activity. The coding region runs from base 1 to 4644 and encodes 1547 amino acids. The record is from RefSeq and is a predicted model, not a curated record. Gene Ontology annotation, biological process: proteolysis. The transcript has 3 exons. Lineage: Eukaryota; Fungi; Ascomycota; Leotiomycetes; Helotiales; Helotiaceae.